This is a messenger RNA of Oncorhynchus keta (chum salmon), 2854 nucleotides long. Its product is annotated as protein GPR108-like. Gene Ontology annotation, cellular component: Golgi apparatus; membrane. NCBI's taxonomy places the organism in Eukaryota, Metazoa, Chordata, Actinopteri, Salmoniformes, Salmonidae. Gene Ontology annotation, biological process: transport. The coding region runs from base 92 to 1813 and encodes 573 amino acids. The transcript has 16 exons. The record is from RefSeq and is a predicted model, not a curated record.
GUCUUCUGAUUGGCUGUGUUCAGGUUCCAGGAGAAGAAGAGAGUCUCUCAAUGACUUGAAAGUGACAGAACGGAAGAGUAAUGUGGAGGAAAUGAAAGAUGUAGUGCUGAAGGAGGAUGGGACGAAGGAGGAGGGGACGAAGGAGGAAAAGAAGAAAGAUGCAGUGCUGAAGGAGGAGGGGACGAAGGAGGAGGGGACGAAGGAGGAAAAGAAGAAAGAUGCAGUGCUGAAGGAGGAGGGGACGAAGGAGGAAAAGAAGAAAGAUGUAGUGCUGAAAGAGGAUGGAACGAAGGAGGAAAAGAAGCCAGAACCCAAGGAGGAAAAAAUGGGGCGGAUCAACGGUCUGACUCUGGAUGUGCAGAAAAUCAAUGGCUCCUACAGCUUCAGCUUCCACAUGGUGAUUGGCCAGUUGGAUGAGGGCCUGUACAACCUCGACUUCCACUACUGCGAGAACAUUCUGCCAGGCAACAACCGCCCCUACACUCUCAACGUGGAGGUGACGGAGAAGAACCCAGGAGGUUACCUGUCAGCAGCAGAGAUCCCUCUCCCUCGUCUCUACAUCUUCAUGGCUGGAGUUUUCUUCAUUAUAGCCAUGGUCUGGGUUUACACACUGCUGAAGCACAGGUACAGUGUGUUUAAGAUCCACUGGCUGAUGGCAGCUCUGGCCUUCACCAAGUCCAUCUCCCUGGUUUUCCACAGCAUCAACUACCACUUCAUCAACACGGAGGGACACCCCAUAGAAGGAUGGGCCGUCAUGUACUACAUCACCCACCUGUCAGUCUGGGUGAUGUUUCAGUCUGGGUUGAAGGGGGCUCUGCUGUUCAUCACUCUGGCGUUGAUUGGUACUGGCUGGGCCUUCGUUAAAUACAUCCUGUCAGACAAGGAGAAGAAGAUCUUCAUGAUCGUCAUCCCUCUACAGGUUCUGGCCAACGUAGCCUACAUCAUAAUAGAGUCUACAGAGGAGGGCUCUAGUGAGUACGCCCUGUGGAAGGAGGUUCUGUUCCUGGUUGACCUCAUCUGCUGUGGAGCUAUCCUCUUCCCUGUUAUAUGGUCAGUAUACUGUCAGAAGGUGUUGUUCCUGGUUGACCUCAUCCUCUUCCCUGUUAUAUGGUCAGUAUACUGUCAGGAGGAGGUGUUGUUCCUGGUUGACCUCAUCCUCUUCCCUGUUAUAUGGUCAGUAUACUGUCAGGAGGAGGUGUUGUUCCUGGUUGACCUCAUCCUCUUCCCUGUUAUAUGGUCAGUAUACUGUCAGGAGGAGGUGUUGUUCCUGGUUGACCUCAUCCUCUUCCCUGUUAUAUGGUCAGUAUACUGUCAGGAGGAGGUGUUGUUCCUGGUUGACCUCAUCCUCUUCCCUGUUAUAUGGUCAGUAUACUGUCAGGAGGAGGUGUUGUUCCUGGUUGACCUCAUCCUCUUCCCUGUUAUAUGGUCUAUUCGUCACCUACAAGAGGCUUCCAGCACUGAUGGGAAAGCUGCCAUGAACCUGGAGAAACUCAAACUAUUCAGACAUUACUACGUCAUGAUAGUGUGUUAUAUCUACUUCACGAGGAUCAUCGCCAUCCUGCUGAAGGUGACGGUGCCUUUCCAGUGGCAGUGGUGUUACGAGUUCCUAGUGGAGGUGUCGACUCUGAUCUUCUUUGUGUUGACGGGGUAUAAGUUCCGCCCGGCUUCCAACAACCCCUACCUCCAGCUGCCCCUGGAUGAGGAGGACGUGGAGAUGGACGAAGUGGUGACGGAGUCAGGUAUGUUGGAGGGCAUCUCUAAAGUCAAGAAGACAUCUAAUGGUCGCGAGCGCCAGAAAGAGUCUACCUUGUGAGAGUGUUUGUGAAGGAGAGGGGGGGGGAUGUUCUAAACACCCAAAACCCUCAGCGUUGGAGAGAAACGAGGACUGAAAUGGACUAAGGCACACCCUUUACCCCUCUCCUAAAACACUCCCCCUCGAUCUGAAACUGAGUGGCUGUUACUAAAGCAACCACCGCCUCGCUAUGCAACAAGACGAACGAUGACAGACUUUAGUUGUCGUUGGACCUUCUCUCUCUCGUUUAUCUGGAGACUUUCUGGAGGCUCUGCACCCCUGCCUGGUGUCAUAAUGGUUCAUUCCAGGGAGAGAAGUCUUCCACCCCCCCCCUCCCCUCGUCGAUGGACGAAUAGAACGGUCUGGUCUGGGGUAGAAUGGACCUCUAAUGACCCCUCUCUCUCUCACUCCCUUUCCCUCUCUCUCCUUUUCUUCUCUCUGGAGAACGGAGGAAGCGACACUCCAAAGAAGAUCGUUUUCCAGAUGUGUGAUCGGUAUAUUUUAUAUCCAGAGUAUCCUGUUCUGUUUUAAUGUGUCCCAACUGGGUGUGGUUUGGAACCCUGUUCCUGAUGUAGUGCACUACACUGGGUGUGGUUUGGAACCCUGUUCCUGAUGUAGUGCUCUGCACUACACUGGGUGUGGUUUGGAACCCUGUUCCUGAUGUAGUGCUCUGCACUACACUGGGUGUGGUUUGGAACCCUGUUCCUGAUGUAGUGCUCUACACUACACAGGGUGUGGUUUGGAACCCUGUUCCUGAUGUAGUGCUCUGCACUACACAGCCUCUGUUUAUUUAAGUGGUACUCCUGUUCUGUUGGACAACUUAGGCUGUAUUUUGAUGUGUGUUUUGGCUUUGUGUGUUUCUUCCAUUGGGAGGUGCAGUUUGAGCCGUCUGCCUGUCCAACAGGGGUUAUCCAACCUUCCUUUGUAGAAGCUGGUAUGGGUGCAGGCUUUAGCUCCCGCCCUGCAGUAAAACCUGUUUUCAACUAAUCAUUUUUUUAACGUUGAUUUAAUUAUAGUUAAGUCAAAUUCUAGUUAUCAAUAAAGAACAGCUGAUUCAACUGA